AUGGUCUCGUAUUCAAUGCAGCCCUACUACAGACAAGCCUCCCUCACUGUCGACACCGCACAGGCACAGCAAAAAUAUUUCGAGGAGGACGACAACAGCAUAUUAGACGACGCCAUUCUCGACCACAGCGCUAUUGACUCUGGUCUCGAGAUGUCGCCCCAGAUGAUUGACAGCAGGAGAGACUCCUUCGCAGUUGGCUCUUCACUGUUUUCACCAAAGCAAGAGGACUGGCAGUCGGUCGACAUGCAGUCGGUGCCUUCCAACAACCCUUUCAUGGACCCGCACAGCAACAACCCCUUCAUGCGCCUCGACCAGCACCAGCAGGCCCAGGCCUUUGCUCAGCAGCCCACGUCCUGGCCCAUGACCGCGACCUCGUCGUCCACCUCGGCAACGCCCAUGGCCGGCUUUGACGGCCUGCCCGCUGAGUUUGACCCCGCCAACGCCUCCAUCUUCCACCGUCCUUCGAUCCAGUCACAAUCUUCCUUCUCCAACCAGGGUGCUCACAUCAACAUGUUCUCGGGCAUGACCGGCCAGUCAAUACCAUCGUCUCCGCAGAAGGAUCCUUGGGCGGCUCAGAGCCAGGCCAUGUCCAAAAAGAUGCGGUCCAAUAGCCCCGCCAUCAGGUCGCACAACGAGCUGCGCCGUGGCGAUGGUAUCCGGAAGAAGAAUGCCCGCUUCGAUAUCCCCGCCGAGCGCAAUCUGAGCAACAUUGAUCAGCUCAUCGCGCAGUCGACCGAUGAGCAGGAGAUCAAGGAGCUCAAGCAGCAAAAGCGGUUGUUGCGUAAUCGGCAAGCAGCCCUUGACUCUCGGCAAAGGAAGAAGCAGCACACUGAGCGUCUCGAGGACGAGAAGAAGCACUACACCCAGAUGCUCGGCGACAUGGAAGAGAAGGUGGCUGAGAUGGAGAUACAGAUGGCCCAGCUCAUGCGCGACAACCAGGGCUACCAGGAGUAUGUCCAGAAGCUGAACCUCGAAAAGGAAGAAAUGAUCCGCGAGCACACCAUCGAGACCGGCGAGCUUCGCAAGAAGAUUGGCGUCCUCACCAGCCACGUACAGCAGCUGGAAGGCAACACCAUGCCGACAACCGCGGCCAUGAAUGUCCCUCAAAACCCCGGCUUCCCUGGCCCGUUCGGCGACAUGGACGGCCUCGCCAUGGACGGUGGUUGGGACAACAUGGGCUUCAUGCAUGACUUCCCGCUCGAACAAACGGCGGAGGUCAAGCAGGAGCUGCAGAUGGUGCCGACCAAGAAGAACGAGGUCUCGCUGCCUCCGUCGGACUCGGAGAAGCCCGCCAACCAAGGCGGGCUGCUCUUUAUGCUCUUCCUCGUCGGAGCCUUUGUGUUGUCGAGCCGGCAAACGCCAAGCAUUCCACGUGUGUCUGAAGACGUUCGUGCCGCAUCCAAGACCCUUCUCGACAAUGUGCUCAAGGACGCCGGUGUGCCCCCCUCUGCCUCAGCUAUGGCCCCGCAGCCUUCUGGGCCAGCGAGCUGGGGCCAUGCUCCCGCUGCCCCCAUGAUGACUGGACUGGACGGAGUCGCCCCUUCGAUGCUGGGCGACCUGUCCGACUCGCUCACUCGACCGACGCAGCAGCAGACCAACGAGCAGCUCUUCUCUCUCUCUGCAGCUCAGUACAACGGCGUCAACUCCCAGGACUUCCUCCAGACCCCUCCUCCCGAGCGUGCCGCCAGCCAGGGGCGACGCAAUCUUGCCGACGCCCUGGCCUCGAUGCGCACCAACAACAAGGCCGAUGUGUACACACGGUCCUUGCUGUGGGAUCAGAUCCCCAGCGACGUCGUCCGCACCUUUGCCAAGAUGGUGGCAGAGUGCAACACACGAAAUGGCGCAGAACAGGCCUGCAAUAACGAAGCGCCAGGCCCAUGA
Thyridium curvatum is the source of this 1881-nucleotide messenger RNA. RefSeq lists its product as uncharacterized. Gene Ontology annotation, biological process: regulation of DNA-templated transcription. The transcript has 2 exons. Gene Ontology annotation, molecular function: DNA-binding transcription factor activity; DNA binding. NCBI's taxonomy places the organism in Eukaryota, Fungi, Ascomycota, Sordariomycetes, Thyridiales, Thyridiaceae. Bases 1 to 1881 code for a protein of 626 amino acids. The record is from RefSeq and is a predicted model, not a curated record.